Molecule: messenger RNA, 1726 nt
Organism: Fundulus heteroclitus (mummichog)
Lineage: Eukaryota; Metazoa; Chordata; Actinopteri; Cyprinodontiformes; Fundulidae
Product: ephrin-B2a
Exons: 5
Coding region: 286-1263 (325 amino acids)
Biological process (GO): ephrin receptor signaling pathway; axon guidance; blood vessel morphogenesis
Cellular component (GO): plasma membrane
Molecular function (GO): ephrin receptor binding
Source: RefSeq, a predicted model, not a curated record
CAUGCGAGGCGGUUUCUGGGCGGACGCAUGACUCCAGCACUCCGCGGAGUCUCCCCCACUCACUGUACGCAGAUCUCGUCACAUGAAUGCCUUUGGUGCCAAUUACGCGCAAUGUGGAGAACCUCGCUCAACUGCGAGGGGGAGACUCGUAGCGCGGCGGGGUGGUCCUCAGGUAUGCGUCCUUCUCCGCGCUCACCUGGAUCCAAAGGAGGCAUGCAGAGGCGACACGCACCGGGCAGCUCCCGCCGCUUUUUAUGAUAGUCUGCCCGCGGCGCCUUUCCUGUGAUGGGGGGACUCGCGCGGAGCUGCGGCGCCGUGAUCCUGCUGGCCAUCGUGGGCUCCUGCCGGGGCGUCACGCUGGAGUCGGUCCACUGGAGCAGCUCCAACGCAAAAUUCACUCCUGGCCAGGGCUUGGUCCUCUACCCUCAGAUAGGGGACAAGAUGGACAUCGUGUGCCCCCGGGCUGACCCCUCCUCAGCUGGGACGGAGGAGUUCUACAAAGUCUACCUGGUGACCAAGAGUCAGAUGGAGAGCUGCGGCGUGGACAAGACAGACACGCCCCUGCUGAACUGCGACAAGCCUGAGCAGGACGUCAAGUUCACGUUCAAGUUUCAGGAGUUCAGCCCAAACCUCUGGGGCCUGGAGUUCCUCAAGGGAAGGGACUAUUAUAUCACCUCCACCUCCACGGGAUCUCUGAGAGGGCUGGAUAACACCAGAGGAGGGGUGUGCAGGACCAAAUCCAUGAAACUGGUGCUGAGAGUCGGCCAGAGUAAGCAGCACUCCUCCGAUCCACUUUUAACACUACAGGAGUCUCCAACCAGAUUCCCACCCGCACCACCAAAGACCAAGACCAAGGACGUCUUCACAAAAGACCUGGGCUCUGAAGCCGGACAGGCGAUCUCCUCCGGCCCGGGACUCGCCGUGUGGGUCAUCUCUGGCUGCUCCAUCGUCCUCCUGCUCAUCGCGGGUGUUCUGGUGGCGCUGUGGCGGUACCACCGGCGCCGCCGUGUCCCCGACAGGCGCCAGCAGCAGCGGCAGCCGCCUGCGUCCGUGUCCCUCAGCACUUUGGCCGUGCCCAAGCGGGACAGCAUCAGCAGCGACAACGGCGGCUCAGACCGCAGCGAGGUUGCUUUCCCGCUGCGGGCCUCCGAGAGCAUGAUCUGCCGUCACUAUGAGCGUGGGAGCGGCGAAUACGGCCCUCCUGUGUAUAUAGUCCAGGAGAUAAUGCCUCAGAGCCCCACCAACGUCUACUACAAAGUCUAGUUGAUACUGCUGUGAAGACUUCUUCUGACAAAUGAUGCGUGCAAAAGCUUCGUGGCGCCGUCUUCGUACCCCCGCAGACUCACCUGCCCCAUUGUUUGGUAACACUGGAGUAAAUGCACAAAAUGCUGCUGAAGGAUUUGAGACAAUCUGAGCAGAGGCCGGUCUCGUAACACAUCCUUCAGUAGAUGUACUCUGCUUUUUGUUCUGGGAGCUACACGCUUUAAAGAGUAAACAGAUUUAUUUAUGAGGAGAUGUUUUUUGGGCUGCCACCGUCCGUGGCAGGUUUAACUGUAGUUUAUUUAACUUAUUGAUGAAUCAAAGGCGUAUGAAUAUUGCACUCAAACACACUAGAUUUGUUUUUGUUUUUUUGUUUUUUCACCAGUUUGUCCUGUAAACCUGUCUGAAAUGCUGUGAAGUGAACUGAAUAUUCGUAAUUCUUUAUUAAAGUAAAUCAGAAAUUCCA